UCUUGAACGAUCCGUCGCCAUCUGGCUGGCGCUGCUCAAAGCAGAGUUGUAGUGCUUGACACUAAUAAGUAGUUUCUUUUUUAUGAAUUUUAUUUUUUCAAGGUCAUUGUUUAAUCACAAUUUUUUAACAUAAAGCAGAAGGGAGAAGUUUGCGUUUGAUUCAAAUACCGUGUGACGUCAUCGGUGAAGUGCAGACCGGCAUUUUGAAAGACGUGUAUGGUUCUGCGAGCGUCCGUUUUUCAAAGACUGUCCCGGUAAUACCAAAGCACCGAGAAUGGCCACAGAUGGCUUACAGAAAUCUAGGUUGCAGCACUUCAAAAACAAAGGCAAAGAUCAAGAUGAGAUGCGGAGGCGGCGCAACGAGGUCACGGUGGAGCUGCGGAAGAACAAGCGGGAUGAGUCGCUGCUCAAGCGGCGCAACGUGCCCCAGGUGGACUCUACGGACGAGGAGGAGGCCGACCGCUCCCACACUGACCUGCAGACCAUCGUGCUCAACGCCAGCAGCAACGACCCCAACCUGCAGCUGAGCGCCGUACAGUCGGCCAGGAGGCUACUGUCGAGCGACCGUAACCCGCCCAUCGACGACCUCAUCCACUCGGGGAUCCUGCCCAUCCUGGUGCAAGCCCUGCGUCGGCACGACAACCCCUCCCUGCAGUUUGAAGCGGCAUGGGCACUCACAAACAUUGCGUCCGGCACAUCGCAACAGACGCAGGCAGUCGUAAAAGCAGAUGCGGUACCUCUGUUCCUGGACCUCUUGAGGUCGCCACACCAAAAUGUCUGCGAACAGGCGGUGUGGGCCCUGGGAAACAUCAUCGGGGACGGCCCCCAGCUGCGAGACUAUGUGAUCCAGCUGGGCGUGGUGGAGCCUCUGCUGUCCUUCAUCAAGCCCUGCAUGCCCCUGACCUUCCUGCGCAACGUGACUUGGGUCAUCGUGAACCUGUGCCGCAACAAGGACCCGCCCCCUCCUCUGGACACCAUCAAGGAGAUCCUGCCCUCCCUCUGCCUCCUCAUCCACCACACCGACAACAAUAUCCUGGUGGACACGGUGUGGGCGCUGUCGUACCUCACGGACGGUGGCAACGACCAGAUCCAGUGGGUCAUUGACUCCGGGGUGGUCCCACACCUUGUGCCCCUGCUCAGUCACAAGGAGGUCAAGGUGCAGACGGCAGCGUUGAGGGCGGUGGGCAACAUUGUGACAGGCACAGACGAGCAGACGCAAGUGGUCCUAAACUGCGACGCCCUCACUCACUUCCCCGCGCUGCUCACACACCCCAAGGAGAAGAUCAACAAGGAGGCAGUCUGGUUCUUGUCCAACAUCACGGCAGGGAACCACCAGCAAGUCCAGGCGGUCAUUGAUGCAGCACUCAUUCCAAUGAUCAUCCACCACCUCAGCAAGGGCGAGUUCCAGACGCAGAAGGAGGCUGCCUGGGCCAUCUCGAACCUGACCAUCAGUGGCACCAAGGCCCAGGUGUCGUACCUGGUGGAGCAGGGCGUGGUGGCCCCCCUUUGCAACCUCCUCACGGUCAGGGACCCCCAGGUGGUACAGGUGGUGCUGGACGGCCUCAACAACAUCCUCAAGAUUGCCGGCACACAGUUCUACUCCAUCGCCAGCAGCAUCGAGGAGUGCGGGGGCCUGGACAAGAUUGAGUCCCUGCAAAACCACGAAAACGAAGAAAUCUACAAGCUGGCGUACGAGAUCAUCGACCAGUAUUUCUCGGACGACGUGGACGAAGACCCCUCGCUGAUGCCCCAGACGUCCGACCAGGGCUACCAGUUCGACCCCAACGCUUCGAUCCCGACCGAUGGGUUCAAGUUCUGAUCGGCCCCCGACGGCAGAUCGCCCCCCCACGGCAGCCGCAGGUCACCGCGCAAGCGGAACGCGGCGACGGAAGCGACGGCGCACGGCAGCACCCCGGGCGGAUCCUAGAAGCGACGGGGGCACCCAUGGGACGGCUCGGAACGGCGGAGAAGAAAGAGGAGAGACGUACGAUCCUGGGAGCAGGGGAAUGCGGAAGCGAGCUCCGCAAUGCGGGCCGGAGAUGAAGCAACGGACACCAGUGUGGCAAAGGUGGCGGGAGAAACAACAAGUCGGAGGAGACUAUAGUGUUUGUGGGGAAGGCCGUUGCAGUCCCCCCCCCCCUCCCCACACCACCGAGUUCCAGGAACCGGGUCGUUCGCUCCCCACCAUGCCUCUGCUGCCCCUUUCCCCGGUCGUGGUCAGUAAUCUCCCCCCCCCCCUCUUCCAGAUUUUCCCCGGCUGGCUCUUUGAGAAAGUAGUCUCUCUCUCUAUGUGCAGUCCCCCUCUUCCUCAUUUUUUUUUUUUUUUUAAUUUUUGUUUUACUCGGCAGUGCCGCUCGUUGAGAGAGACACCGGUGCGCUCGGCGGCGUUAGUGUUUUUAUAUUGUUUUUUUUUAUGCGUUUGUAUCGAGUGUGUGGGUGAGAAGUGAAGGUUUGGCAGGUUACAUGCGUCGCCGCAUCACCCUUGCCCUAGGGGAAACGGGACGCCGAACCGACAAAGGUCUCCAAGGAAACGAACCCCGAGGUGUUUUGUGGAGAAGAGUCAGACACGUCGACGCGUUUCCGGUAGGAUUCCACUAAGCGCUUUAUUUGCGUGUUGUUUUUGUUUGUGUACGUGGGCGUUUCAGUUUUUUGCUCGUGCGCAUUGCCGUUCGGUGUUUCUACGUUUCCGGCUUCCCGAUGGGAGGAGAGAGAAGCUUGUCUACCCCUUCGUAUUGCAAACAAAUCUUUGCAAGAGAAAAAAAGAAGACAAAAAUCGCCAACUUCACGAAAUGGGUGAAAACUCGCCGAUCAAAACUAUGAACCACGGAGGACGAAGGUUGCAUUUUUCUGCGGCGAGGUGGACGGGGCGGUGGCGGUGCAGCAAAGAAGCAAAGAAAGGGAAUAAUCAGUCGUUCAUCUAGGUGCCUUAAGUUCCACGCAGCUCCGCCGGCGCGUCCCAAAAAACUAAAAGGAGGAGGAGAAAAAAAAAGUGGCCAAUGCAGACGUCAAGUGCGGCAUCAAAAAUCGGCACACAAGUACCGAACCCAACGAGAAAGCAAAGUGCCAAGUCACAAACGUGGGAAUUCGAGGAAGAAAGCAAGAGGACGGUCUACCCCUUGCCCAGCCCCUCUUCUAGUUUUCUAAAAUGUUUCAAGCCUAGCUAGAAACCCUUUUUUUUUUUUGUGCGUUCCUUUUGGGUGCGACAAAAGCAUCUGGGUUUUGCACGCAGCAUCCAAAACGACUUCCGACCGAGAGGCGUUUCCUCCCCGUGUAAAUAUGAUCAGCAGCACAUGUUCCGGUACCUGCGGGAGCGAGUCUUCCUUGGAUUGUUUUUUAACGUUUAGCGCGGACUAAAUCGUUGCCUCGCUUGUUGUGUCGUCGAUUGCACACAAAGUUGUUUUGGGCUCCGGCUCGCUUCGCGUGUCCUCGAGAAAUGUUAGGUGUUUAUAUGCUGUACACAAAGUAACAAAUUGUAAAGCUACGUGAAGACACAUCUCGGUUGUGUCACGAUUGGGCAGAAGCUUGGCCAAACAUUCUGUUCGGGCGGAGUUGGCAGGUGUUCUCAAGCUGCCCUUGCAGCGACGUUCCGUUUUGAAUCUGCGGAAAACCCAGAGGCUUCUAUAGUGCGGGGUCCCACGGCAUCCUGAAUUACACCGGUCGCGGCUGUUCGGGUGUUUCUGAGGGACGUGGGAGACGCAGAGCUAGCUAGAAGCGCAAUCUGGCUUAGAUUCCUUCUGAACGGUUCUCAGCUGGUGCUCCAAGCUUUCUAUACCUUAUGCAAUAUUAAAGUAUUCCGGGGCUUCACUUCAACAAGAGCAUUGACCUUACCUCCUGUGUGUCCAGUGUUGAGUGCUCUUUUAACCUGUCUUAGGUAGGUUGGUUCAGCUGACUAAUUGCCUUCAAAGAAGUUUUUUUUUCUUUUUUUGUUAGACUUCGUUUUAUAAAUGCAAUUAGGACAUUGGGUUAGUUCUGUUGCAUACAACAAAAUGGGACGUGUAACGGCGAAAAUUGUCGCUCGUCAAAGUAUAAACUGUCUCGUUGAACCCUUCUCCUGGAUUCCACCCGUGAUGCAUGUCCAUUAUUUUUACGUGGUCUGCUCUUUCAAAACUGGCAGCCUGCCUUGCAGACUUGUGGGGGUUUAGGCUAGUACUUGCUCAAGCAACUUGCUCUGCUUUUUGGCAGUGAACAAUUGCGGUAGUCUCGGAACGGUGGGGAGACUAGGAAAGUUCGGCAACCGAGCUGCGCGAUUACUAUUGAAGCCUUCCAAGCGUCCAUCCUAAAAAUCGAAUAAGCGCACCGCCUUGUGAUAUCAAUGCUGUCCAGACAAAGAAAAAAAAAAAAAAGGUGUCUCUCUCGCCUUGAAGGACAGUCUUUUUGGGGGACUCUUAGAGCAGUGGCUACCGUCGUAGCGGGGCUACACUUUGGACGUUUUCUCCUGUAGCAUUCCUCCUCUGCAGCUAAGUUUAGCAACCUCGCAGGACGGCCACACAUGCUUUGUGUGCGUGUGUGAAUGUGCACAUGUGGAACUAGUACGAACUUUCCCGAGAUUUCACGGUGACCCGUGCGCUCUCCUCCACCUGCGUUUUUGUCGUUGUCCGAAUUGGCCGCUCACCGAAGCGUCGCACGUAGAUUGAUGAUGCCACAGGUGUUAGCUUCUAGCCUUAAAUUAUUAUUUUUUUGCUGCAGGAGGAUUAUGUAUUUUUUUAAAAAGGGUGGGACUGGAGGCUUUCUCUCUCGUUCUUUUGUUUUAAAACUGGUCUGCCCUAUACCUCUGAGUGUGCAGUGCAUAAUUUUCCAGUUUGGUGUCGCGAUGCUCCCGUCGCGACUGUCUCCUCGGCGGUCGGUCUUUGUAGGGAAAACAAAUGUGUCCCAGAGGGGGACCAUUGUACAUACACUGGAAAGCAAAUACGACUUGUAAAUUUAUUCCGAAAAGGGAUAGAAAUUUGUUUUCCUUGCAAAGAUGUCUCGUGCCUAGUGAGGGCCACCUUUAGGUUUACAAAGAGUAAGUGAAAUUGUAAAUUUUUUUUUUUAUACUGUAUAGUAUGUGCUAUUUAAAUUGGGCACACAAUCUAAAGGGUUUAUUGGGAACACCCCUUGUAAACCGAGGUGCCAUGGCAAAUAAAAGUUUGGUAAUCCA
Messenger RNA from Ixodes scapularis (black-legged tick), 5137 nucleotides. RefSeq names its product importin subunit alpha-3 (gene Kap-alpha3). The record is from RefSeq and is a predicted model, not a curated record. The transcript is spliced from 12 exons. Gene Ontology annotation, molecular function: nuclear import signal receptor activity; protein binding. Gene Ontology annotation, cellular component: nucleoplasm; cytoplasm; nucleus. NCBI's taxonomy places the organism in Eukaryota, Metazoa, Arthropoda, Arachnida, Ixodida, Ixodidae. Gene Ontology annotation, biological process: NLS-bearing protein import into nucleus. Bases 275 to 1819 code for a protein of 514 amino acids.